CGGAGGAGACAGAGAGAGAGGCUGUGUUUCAGCAUGCGCGUGUGGUGUGUGUGCGUGCAUGUGUGUGUGAACCAAAGAAGGGGAGCUGUUUUCUAGCAUGCUUGCUAGUGUGUGCUUCAGCCUUAUUUUGAAUGCACUCCCUGAGAGAGAGAGUCAUGUGUGUAGAAUCUGUCAGAGGGGGUGAAAUCAAACUGGCUGCGUGAAAUCUGUGACUCAAACACAGUCUUCUCUGUGUCCAGUGAGAAGGAAAGAGAGACAGAACCUAGGAGAAUGAGGGAAGGACAAUCACAUUUAACCACAGUCUCAGGAAAGAGUAGUAAAAAAAAACUAUCAGGCCCCUGCAACGUUCUCUGCUCUGAAAACGAACCUUUAAAUGCACAGACUCAGUGCUGAGAGAGAAUUGCUUGGAUUGGAACUCCCUCGGUGUUCACAAACACUCAAACAUACACGUGCACACAGAGACUUCCCUGUUCCGUUUCUGCUGAGGGCACAGAUUGAAGACUGAAAAGGUUUUUUUUUUUUUUUGUAGCUCGGUAUGAACUCCAGACCGAAUGUGGCAUGCCUUUCUGCACUAUAAUGCAAAUAUAACUCAUUUUGCAAAAAAAAAAACAAAGCAAAACAAUACAUCGAUACUGAAAUUGGAAUAGCUUCUUUUUGAAGAGGAGCAAAACCUUUGCGUGAUCAUCUCAGACUGUGAUCACAAGUCAACAGGAGCGCUACACCAGCGGAGGAGAACAUGACAUCACAUGGAAAACUUCGAAAGGAAAAGGGGAGUCUGGCGGAGUAUGAGACACAAAUCAAAGAGGUGCGGGGUCAGCUCUCAGAGCAGCUAAAAAUCCUAGACGCGCAGCUGGAGGUCAAGACACAGCAGCUGCAGGAUCUAAGCGAGUACCUGCGCAGACGGGGGGAGAUUGAGGCAGAGUAUGCACGCUCUCUGGAGAAACUCAGCGAGAGGUUCACUGUGAAGACCAAGAGGAAGGAGCAGUUGGACCUGUCGGUGGCUCAGUGCUGGACUGUUCUGCUGACCCAGACCAGGCAGGAGAGCCGAGAUCACAGUUCACUGAGUGAGCUUUGCUGCAACACACUCACGCAGCGGCUUUCACACUGCAUAGAGGACACACAGCGCCUGGCAAAACGGAGCAAGGAUGUGGGACUCCAGAUGCAGGAUGAGCUCUUGAAAGUCACCACAGAGCUGCAGACGGCUUUGAAAACUUACCAUCAGUACCACGUUGACUGUCUGGCUGCUGAGGGUAAGCUCAAAGAGGCCACACGACUGGAGGAGAAACAGACGGGCAAGUCAUCUGAUCUGGGGCUCAGCCAAUCAGGAGGGCAGAGGCGCAGUUCUGUGAAAAAAAUGGAGAGACUGAUGGAGAAGAGACAAGGCAAAGUACAGGAAACACAGCUGAAGUGCACUAAAGCUCGUAACGACUACUUGCUCAACAUGGCAGCAGCUAAUGCCUCCAUGAAUAAGUACUAUCUGCAGGACAUUUGCACUCUGAUUGAUUGCACAGAUCUGGGGUACCACCUGUCUGUGUCUCGGGUUAUACGCGGUUACCUCUCCAACAGAAACCGAACCGUCCAGAAUAUGAAAAAUGGCCUUCAGCAGCUAGACACAGCGGUGACUGGACUCAACCAGGGCCAGGAUAGAGAUGCUCUGCUCCAAGCCCAUAACACAGCAUUCUGUCUGCCCUUCCGCUUUCAGUACCAGCCCCACGAAGGAGACCAGGUGUGUGAGGUGAGCGCAGAAGGCCAGGUGAGGUAUGAGCUCGAGACCAGAUUCCAGCAGCUUCAGUCCAGACUGGCAUCAGUUACCUUGGAAACUGAGGAGAUCAGUAAGACACUUAAGACAACACUCUCAAAUCUUCUGGAGAGCGUCUGUGAUGAUGACUGCAACCCCACCCCUGAUGCCUCCGUCACCCCAUCAGUGGAGAGCACAGGUGAAGGCACAGGAACCAAACCCAGCCUCGCCAAACGCAGAGCCAAUCAACAGGACACAGAGACUUUCUACUUCACAAAAGUGAAGGAGCAUGUAAGUGGCAGCUCUCUGAUCUCCAAACUCCAAGCCAAGCAUGACCUAGUUAAAGAGGCCAUACAGAAAGCUGAGGCCAUUGAUAGCGAUCCCUCCAGAAUGCAACCUGGUAGGGCAGUGCGUGUGCGGAAAGCCAGGCCCUGCUCCCAGUACAACCACAAACUCUUCUCUGGAGAUAUGCUCUCCUUCAUUCAGAGCUCUGGGCAACAGAUCCCCCUGGUGGUGGAGAGCUGCAUUCGCUUUAUUAACCUGCACGGUUUGCAUCAUGAAGGCAUUUUUAGAGUUCCUGGAUCACAGACUGAAGUCAAUCAUAUCAGGGAUGCCUUUGAAACAGGAGAGGACCCGCUCACUGACAGCGAGAGUGACAUUGAUUCAGUGGCAGGGGUUCUGAAGCUCUAUUUCAGAGGUCUAGACAAACCUCUGUUUCCUGAGCAGAGCUUCAGCCAGCUCAUGGAGUGUGUCCAGAUGGAAAACAUGACAGAAAAAGUAGCGCAGGUUAAGACCGUAGUCUCGUCCUUCCCCAGACCCGUCAUCAUAGUGAUGCGGUAUCUCUUUGCCUUCCUUCAUCAUGUCUCUCAGUACAGUGAUGAGAACAUGAUGCAGCCGUAUAACCUGGCCGUGUGCUUCGGCCCCAGUCUGCUCAGAGGGGUGGAGAUGGGUGGUGAUGAAGUGACACUGGCACCUCAGAUCAAUGACCUUGUUAAGACCAUGAUCAUCCAUCAUGAGAGCAUUUUCCCGGGGCCGUCCGAGCUCCCAGGGCCCGUCUAUGAGAAAUGCAUGACUCUAGAGCAGGAGUACUGUGAACCCAUCACAGAGGAGGGCGAGGGAGACGCUGAACAUCUUCCCAGUGAAGAUGAGUGGGAGGCUGUGGCCAUGUUUGAUUAUGUUGCACGCUCUGCAGCCGAGCUGUCAUUCAAGCAGGGUGACCACCUCCUACUACACAGCAAGGCCUCUGCUGAUUGGUGGAGAGGGGAAGUAGGAGGAGUAAAAGGCCUGAUCCCCCAUAAGUACAUCAGUGUGAUAGAGGGGGCAGAGCGUAAAGAACGAGGGAAGAAGGAGGACACCAGAGGAGGCAGCACAGGAAACCUAUCAGACGAACAGCAGCUGCCUGAACACAGCACUCGUAUGAGAGUGAACAGUGACAGCGCGUCUUUGCCCGGCCGGCAGAGGACAGGCAGCGGAGGCAGCAGUAUGGGUGGAGGCAACAGUGGGAGUGGAAGCCCCAUCCGGAAGAUCAUGCAGGUGCCUGAGGGACGACUCAUCUUUCCUCCUCAGACAACUGCAGUUGCACGCCAAUUCUCAGGUCAUCAGGAGCGCAGACACACUUUAGACAGUCUGAGGCCAGCUGGAGGACCAGCAGACAGACAGACAGUGCAUAUUGACAAGGAGGUCAGUCGUCAGAUGAACUCAGUGUUUAAGGAGCUGUUGUCCCGUCAGCCGCCUCUGGAAGCCUCGGGUUCGAACCCUCCUCCCUCCUCUCCUCCCGCUUCUGUCCCUUCAGUACCCUCUGCUGCCGCUCGACCUCCGGUGAAGAAGGGAGGCUUCAGCCUGCGCAGCAGAGGUCUCUUCAAAGCCCAAGACCAACAGGACUGAGGGAGAGGAAGGGAUGAUAGACGAGUGAAUCUGAGUAUGAGCGUUGUGGGGGAACAGCAAACUCAUCACAGAUAUGAAUAUAUUUUUCCAGACAUACAGUAUAUGGUACUCUUUACGCCUUAUUAACUAAAGUGUAUUCAAAAGAUUUGACAGUGACUGAAUAUGGUUUUGUUUCACGUAAGACCAAGUCAUUGAUCCUAUUAUUAGUUGUACUUUUUAAUUAGUUGUGUUUUAGCUUUGACAACAGUUAAUCUGGUCCUCAUUCAAGAAUCUCCCUCUUCCUAACUAAUCAUCCAUCGCAGUGAUGUCCGAUGUGUCUGACAUUUUUGACUGUAGUGUAGACCGUGUUCAUUUGGAGAAACAUAAGUAUCUGCUGAUGAUGUAUUCAUGGAGUACCAGAAAACAAGUGUUGAGUCCCUCAAAGCACAUAGAUUCAGAUGGACAAGUGAACUGUGGGAAUGACGUCCAUGACAGACAGACUCCACAUUGUUAUUUUAGAAAUAGACGUGUCACCCUGAAUGUAGCAAGAGAUUUUUGAAGGCCGAUGUUAUCCUCAGAUGUUUGCCAACCAAGAUUCUACUUCACUGUGUUUAGUUUUUUAUUUUCAGUGCUUUUUUGUUGCUUUUUGAUGUGCAUAGCUCAAAUACUUCAAGGUACGACAUGAUGAAUAUUAAAAUGCGCUGGUUUUUCUUUUUUAGAAAACUCAUUUAUGUUUUUUGUAUCAUUUGCUAUUUAAUUAUUUUUUUUUUUAUUGCAUUGCUAUUACAAUUAUUUGCAUUACAAUAUAUUAUUCUUUAAAAAGCAUUCUAUCAUAAAGGAACCAGCACACAUGCAUGCAAACACUGACGUGGAUAGUCUCACGUGGGAACAGGUGGAGUGCCCAAAAUAAGCACAGCUCUGUAGCUGCUUUUACCCCUACAGCUCCAUUUUCUCUCUGUCACAUAUAAAAACUGGAAAGACAACUGUGAAGACAAGUGCCACUCAGAGCAGCUCAGGAACUGUCCAACUGAGAACUGACUGGAGAAAAGAUCAAACUGUGAAAUAGCACAUGUAGUUGCAGGAAAGAACAAUGGCACUCACUUUCUUUUUGCUGCACAUUAGUGCCCCUGGUCACCGGUCUCCCUCGACGUCCAGCCCGUCACCCAUGCAUUCCCUUUAGCAGUGUGCGUCUCUGGUAGAUGGUGUCAUCAUUGAUGUGUGGAUUACAAUAAUAUCUAAAUAAAUGAUAUAGAUUCUAAAAUA
Molecule: messenger RNA, 4864 nt
Organism: Cyprinus carpio (common carp)
Lineage: Eukaryota; Metazoa; Chordata; Actinopteri; Cypriniformes; Cyprinidae
Product: SLIT-ROBO Rho GTPase-activating protein 3-like
Biological process (GO): signal transduction; negative regulation of cell migration
Cellular component (GO): cytoplasm
Molecular function (GO): protein binding
Source: RefSeq, a predicted model, not a curated record